Messenger RNA from Loxodonta africana (African savanna elephant), 5362 nucleotides. RefSeq names its product leucine zipper and EF-hand containing transmembrane protein 1 (gene LETM1). The transcript is spliced from 15 exons. Gene Ontology annotation, biological process: intracellular monoatomic cation homeostasis. Gene Ontology annotation, cellular component: mitochondrial inner membrane. The record is from RefSeq and is a predicted model, not a curated record. Gene Ontology annotation, molecular function: calcium ion binding; ribosome binding. The coding region runs from base 16 to 2271 and encodes 751 amino acids. Lineage: Eukaryota; Metazoa; Chordata; Mammalia; Proboscidea; Elephantidae.
GCCGCGCCCGGGCACAUGGCGUCCAUCUUACUGAGGAGCUGCCGCGGCCGGGGGCCCGCCCGCCUCCCGCCGCCCCGCGCCGCCGCGCCGAGGGGCAGUCUGGGGGACCGUGCUUGUCUCAGUUGUACCAACACCGUGGGGCUGAUAAGCCAUGUGAAUGUUAAAUGUGGAUGCUGCCCUCCUGUCCACCCUGUCUUCGUCCCCUGCAAGAGCAGUCAUUUCAGCUGUUGGACUCUGAGGCCAGAGCGUGCGUGCACAGGGGCGAGAGCACCAUGGGCCCCAGUCUCAGCGGGGCUGGUUUUCACGGGACCGUGGUCCCUUCCGGUGCGCUGCUGGCAUUCAUCACACCCGCUGUGGGAUGACUCCAUCGUGGAGAAGUCUCUCAAGUCCUUGAAGGACAAGAACAAGAAGCUAGAGGAGGGCGGCCCUGUGUACAGCCCACCUGUGGAGGUGGUGGUGAAGAAGUCCAUCGGGCAGAGAGUUCUGGAUGAGCUGAAGCACUACUACCACGGCUUCCGCUUGCUCUGGAUCGACACCAAGAUUGCUGCGCGCAUGCUGUGGCGAAUCCUGCACGGCCACACCCUGACACGCAGGGAGCGGAGGCAGUUUCUCCGGAUAUGUGCCGACCUCUUCCGCCUGGUCCCAUUCCUGGUCUUCGUGGUGGUGCCCUUCAUGGAGUUCCUGCUUCCUGUGGCCGUGAAGCUGUUCCCCAACAUGUUGCCGUCCACGUUUGAGACCCAGUCCGUCAAGGAGGAGAAGAUGAAGAAGGAGCUGCGGGUCAAGCUUGAGCUGGCCAAGUUUCUCCAGGACACCAUUGAGGAGAUGGCCUUGAAAAACAAAGCAGCCAAAGGAAAUGCCACCAAAGACUUCUCGGCGUUCUUCCAGAAGAUCCGAGAGACGGGGGAGAGACCCAGCAACGAGGAAAUCCUACGUUUCUCCAAGUUAUUUGAAGACGAGCUGACCCUGGACAACCUCACGCGGCCGCAGCUGGUGGCGCUGUGUAAACUGCUGGAGCUGCAGUCCAUCGGCACCAACAACUUCCUGCGUUUUCAGCUCAUCAUGAGGCUGCGUUCCAUCAAAGUCGACGACAAGCUGAUUGCUGAGGAAGGGGUGGACAGUCUCAAUGUCAAGGAGCUACAGGCAGCCUGCCGGGCCAGAGGCAUGCGGGCACUCGGCGUCACCGAGGACCGGCUCAAGGAGCAGCUGAAGCAGUGGCUGGACCUGCACCUGAACCAGGAGAUCCCCACAUCGCUGCUGAUCUUGUCCCGGGCCAUGUACCUCCCUGACACCCUCUCGCCCGCUGACCAGCUCAAGUCCACAUUGCAGACCCUCCCGGAGAUUGUGGCGAAGGAGGCCCAGGUGAAGGCGGCCCAAGUGGAGGGCGAGCAGGUGGACAACAAAGCAAAGCUGGAGGCCACACUGCGGGAGGAGGAGGCCAUCCGGCAGGAGCACAAGGAGAAGGAGCUGCAGAAGCACGCAGAGGCAGCGAAAGUUGAGCCGGAAGUGGUGGCAGAUGUCCCCCCUGGGAGGCCUGUGGCAGAGCCGCAGCCCGAGGUGGCCGACUUGAUCUUGCCGUCCGAGGUGCUGAAGGACACCGCCCCUGUCUUGGAAGGCGUGAAGGGAGAGGAAAUCACUAAGGAGGAAAUUGACAUACUCAGCGAUGCCUGUUCUAAGCUGAAGGAGCAGAAGAAGUCACUGACCAAGGAGAAGGAGGAGCUGGAGCUGCUGAAGGAGGAUGUGCAGGACUACAGCGAGGAUUUGCAAGAGAUCAAGAAAGAACUCUCAAAGACUGGCGAAGAAAAAUUAGUCGAGGAGUCUAAAGCCAGCAAGAGACUGACCAAGAGGGUGCAGCAGAUGAUUGGGCAGAUCGACGAGAUGAUCGCCCAGCUGGAGACGGAGCAGAAGGCCGGCAAGCUGGACCCUGGCCAGGCUACUGCCGCGGGGUCCCUGCUCAUGGAAGCCUUCCUCCAUCCCCAGAUGAGGGAGAACGUCAUCAGCAUCACUGAGCUCAUCAGUGCCAUGAAGCAAGUUAAGCAUAUUCCAGAAAGCAAGCUGCUGCGCUUGGCCUCAGCGCUGGAUGAGAACAAAGACGGCAGGAUCGACAUUGACGACCUCGCCAAGGUAAUCGAGCUGAUCGACAAGGAGGACAUUCACAUCUCCACCAGCCAGGUGACCGAGAUUAUGACGAUGCUAGAGAAGGAGGAGAAGGUGGAGGAGAAGGAGAAGGCCAAGGAGAAGGCUGAGAAGGAAGCUGCUGAAGUGAAGAACUAGAUGUGGGUGCCACUCGCUCUGGGGCGUGUGGCCUGCGCGUCUGUCACCAUCCUUUCUGCACGGCACUGGCCAUGAUGGUGACAGGUCAGAGGUGGUUCUUAGUGGCAAGUCUAGUAUUUUUUUCCUGGAAUAAAUCAGAGACUUCUGUAAUCAGGUAAAUUCUAAUUUCCAUCAUUCCAUGAAGAUUCCGUCAGCCUGGACCCCCCACACCCUCCCAGGGAAGCAUGUUUGGAUCCACGCCUGGAGGGGUGCUGCAGUGACCCCAACCCGGUGGCGGAGUGGGCAACCUGCCAGCGGCUCUGGUCACAGCCACACACAGACCCCCAGCUCUGAGGCCGGCACAGGGCAGGCCGGAGCUGGACAGCUUCCCUGACAGAGGCAUUUGAGUAGAAAUUCUGUAAAAACAAAAACAAAGCCCUUCUCAGCUCUGAAGAAGAUACUUAAAUGAGUCUGUGGACUUUUGAUUCCUGAAUGUCCAUGUAAAUAAGAUCUGUUCGUACAUGUUUUCAAAGUCGUGCCCAUGUGAGGAACAAGCAACGGGUCCGUUCGUCUCAUGGCCGCCAGACGGUAACAUUCGCACCCUGACCAUUAAGCUUAUGUUCCAGGGUUCCCCUUUCUUUCCUGUUGGUCUCCACCUCCUUCUUCAACCAGUGAACUAACGGUCCGCUUGACUCCUGAGUGCCUAAUGAAAUCAUGCUGUGAGAUACUAAUGAAGCCCUGGGUAAUUAAGCAUUUCCUGUUUGAGUGAUUUAUCAUGUGAUGGUUUUCACAGAUCUUCUUAAUGUCAACUGCGGGUGUUCUUUGUGACCGUGGGGAGGGGGUGGACAGACGCUGUGUGGGGCCCUGAGCGGACACCCCUGUGUCGCCUCACGGCCUCAGCACCUCAAGUUCCACUCCCUAGCUCAGCGGCACUUCUUAGUCAAAGCCCACUUUUGGCUUCUGUGGUUUCUCCUGUAAAAUUUAGGUAGUGCACGCUCUGAGGAGAGGGAGCGGGAUGGCAGGUUUGCCAUUCCUCAGGGCUUGGCAGGCCAGGGCCCUCAGCUCCUUGAGAACAAGUAGGCUGCUGUCGUCACACUCCUGGUUACCAAGUAGCAUGAUGUCACUGCGUGAUGAAUAGUGAGAAGUGGCAUCCUGAGGGCAACCAGAUGUCUCAGAGCCACUAAGUGUGGCCUGCGUGGCCGCAGGCAAUGCUUAACGCGCAGGCAUCUCCACCGCCAUGGCUGCCGCAGAGUUGGGGGGCUCACUCCUGUGGAGAGGCCCCUUGUGUCCACACCCGGCGGCACAGCUCCGGGGUGGGCAUGCUUGGGCCUCACACCUGUCUCCCCGCGGCUGUGUGUCCAACUCCUCACUUGAAGGCAGCAUAUUCCCUCAGGGCUAAUCCAGGUACAGGAGUUUAAGGAGCAUAGGAAGGGAGUAGGUGGAGGAACCUGGUCAGCCAGGAAGGGGAGGAGAAGGGCCUGGAAGCGGUAGCCUACAAAUGACUUGAAACCUUUUUUUUUAACUUGGCUGUUAAAGACUACAACAUAGGAAUGAGGUGGUAGCAUUGUCUCAUGUAAACCUUUGUAAUCGUUGCAUACUAAAGGCUUUUUAUACUUCAAUGAUUGGAGAAAGAAGUAUGUUUUCGAUGCUUACUUAAUAUUUAUAAAUUAUUUUAAACUCACUUUAGUCUGGUUUUCAGUUGUAAAGUGUACUUAUUUUUUGAAAAUAAGCUUUGUGAUUGCCAAAUGUACCUGGCAGGUGAUGGCAUUUUUCCUUGUGAGCUGUUUCCUUGCCUGGGUCCCACUUUGGCAGCCUGCUAUGUCACGACCAUAACCUCGUCCUCGUCCUUGCUGCAUGGCCAGGCACCACCGUCUCUUGCCAUUCCUUCCAUCUUUUCUGUCCACCUUGGCUGUCGCUAUGCAGACCGCCUCCUGCCACCGGUGAGCACUCCACCGCACACUGGACGCCAUGGGUGCAUUUCUGAGGACCUCUGCUCCGGACUGCCACACAGACCUGCCAUCGCCUCGGAGAAGCUGCUCACCCCCGGGCACUGCUGAGAGUGGGUGGGCAGGCGGGUGGCAUCACGGGGCAAGGCCGCUUUCUCGAGCAUUAAGAGAAAAGCUAACGGUCCGUGUGGGGACAUUUUUCCAUUUUAGUGACAAUGUCGACGGUCUGAGACAGCUCUCUCCCCUUGUCAUCCUGUAUUUGUUUUUACUGUACCAGGUGUUAUUUAUUGCAGCCGACGUGAGUUUCCAGGUGCUGGGGUGUGAAAUGGUGGACCCGGAAAUUAGAGUGUUUAAAGAAGGCGGCCACCUUUUGACCGCCUUGCGGUGCCUGAGCCGCCUCCCUUUCUCCUGCUUUUUCAGCAGGAAGCUGAAACAGGAAUUUUUAAAGAACGUAUUUUCUCUUUCACUCCACCUAAAUGUCUGCUUUUAAAAUAGGGAAUGAGAAAAUUCACACGGGGCUUUCAGAGUCAUUUUGGAAUUCCAGAUUCCAGACUCUUUGAAAUGAGGGGCACCUGGGUGAUUUUUGAACUACCCUCUUGGCCAGAGGUUCUCACAGUGCGGCCUUGGGAACAAGGUGGAAAUGCAAGUUCUCAGUCCACCCAGGCCUUGCAGAGCAGCUCCUGCCCUGGGCCGGGUGCAAACACCUUUUUAGUAAUAGUAUUUUUAUUAAAAUAUCAAGUUGAUGUUUAUUAACAUAAAGCUCACAGUCAUAUUUCUGAACUGCAUGACAUGUAAGAAAUCAGGGUGGAAAAUGUCAAAAUUGUCUCUGUCCCCAGGGCCGCCCAGCGCUGUGCCACUCUGGCAAAGGUGCUGAGGGGCGGGGCUGCUGCUGGGAGAUCAGAUUCCAGGAGCCUGGCUUCCUUAGAGGGUCCAUCACCUGCCAUUACCUUCCAGCUCCUUGCCUACGCUCAGGCCUCAUGUGCCCUGUCCCCUCCUGUGCUGUGGUGGUCGUGCCUGCUCUGAAAUGUGCAAAGGCCCAUGACAUCAGACAUGUUACUGUGUGUCCAAACUGCUCCGCGCUCCUGUGACGCAGUCAAAUACCAUGCCAGCGCGUUCUAGUGCAAUCUGACGUGUGGUGACGAUGGAAUAAAGUGCUACCUUGAUUA